This is a messenger RNA of Juglans microcarpa x Juglans regia, 1427 nucleotides long. Its product is annotated as DNA-directed RNA polymerase V subunit 5A-like. The transcript is spliced from 4 exons. Lineage: Eukaryota; Viridiplantae; Streptophyta; Magnoliopsida; Fagales; Juglandaceae. The record is from RefSeq and is a predicted model, not a curated record. Gene Ontology annotation, biological process: DNA-templated transcription. Gene Ontology annotation, molecular function: DNA-directed RNA polymerase activity; DNA binding. The coding region runs from base 56 to 679 and encodes 207 amino acids.
UUUUUUUAAUAAAACCGAGCCUUAGUUUGAUUGCUUGAUCGAGAUCGAGAUCGAGAUGGAGGAGCAGGAUGGGUUUGAAGGAGAGGAGGGGAAUGGUGGGAUACUGGGGCCGUGCCUGACUAGCUACGUGGACCCUGGAACCUCUGAGAGUCACAGAUACUACCUCGCACGCAGAACCGUCCUGGAAAUGCUCAGGGACAGAGGCUAUGUCGUCCCCAACUCCGAAGUUGAGCUCUCUCUCCAAGACUUCCGGGACCUUCAUGGCCAGAACCCCGACCUCGAACGCCUCCGAAUCUCCACCACUCUUCGCUCUGACCCUUUGAAAAGGAUUUUGGUAAUUUUUUGUGGACCCAGUGUGGUAAAAGUUCAUGUGAUUCGUAGCAUUGCAUACCAGAUCGUUAACAAAGACACUUUGGGUGGGUUGAUACUAAUAGUGCAAAACCAUAUAACAGCCCAAGCAUUGAAAGCAGUGGAUCUUUUCCCAUUUAAAGCUGAAAUAUUCCAGAUCACCGACAUGCUUAUUAACAUUACAAAGCAUGUGUUGAAGCCAAAGCAUCGCAUACUAACUGACCGAGAGAAACAGAGGCUCUUAGAAAAGUACAAUAUAGAAGAAAAGCAGGAAGUGUGGUAUCAUUACCUAAGGAAGCAGUAUGCUAUCUUAAUCUACUCUUUAUACUAGCGAGAACCAUGAUGGAAGAAAAUGGAAGAGCGGAAUUCAUUGAUACUCUCCCCAAUUAAUAGAGACUUUUGCAUGCAUUCUGGAAAUAAAGAAAUUGAUUCAAUUUCCAUUCUUUGUUUUGUAAGAGUCUGCAUAUUUUCAUAUUGGAGGGAGGAACUCAUAGAUGCCUGGUUACAUAGUUGCACUGAGGUUGCAUCUAGAUCCGAGGAUUUGAGCUCAACAGAUUGAUAAACAAUUGUUAACAUAAUCUUUUAUUUUUUAUUAAAAUGGAUUUGAUCUAUAAAGGUUUUGCUCCACCAUAAUUUCCUGUGUUAUGAAUCUGAACAAACAUCUGACACCUGAUCAUUUCAAACCUGUGUUGAAAUCCAGCCUCGAAUUCUCAGCAUAAAUAAGUUGUCCUUAAUCUGGUCAUGUUUCCUCCAACUCAAGGUUAAUAUAGGUGCUAAUACAGCCAAGUGUAUCUUUUGAAUUUGUUGCCAUAAAUGCUUUGCUAGAGAACGGCUGGUCUUUGUAGCCAAGGCUGCCAUGUGACAUAGUGGUGUUUUCACUUCCCAUUCAAGGCAUAUGCAUAUGUUUUUUUUUUUUAAUAUAUAUAUAUAUAUAUCUAAAUUGCUCAAAGUCAAGUCUUUUACUUCGGGUUUGAUUUUCUUUCUCCAGCUUCCUCGAAUGUUACGAAAAGAUGCAAUUGCAAGAUACUACGGGCUUGAGAAGGGGCAGGUGGUGAAGGUAAGCUAUGGUGGUGAAAAUG